This is a messenger RNA of Ochlerotatus camptorhynchus, 4622 nucleotides long. RefSeq lists its product as uncharacterized. The transcript is spliced from 2 exons. The record is from RefSeq and is a predicted model, not a curated record. Gene Ontology annotation, molecular function: DNA helicase activity. Lineage: Eukaryota; Metazoa; Arthropoda; Insecta; Diptera; Culicidae. Bases 23 to 4090 code for a protein of 1355 amino acids. Gene Ontology annotation, biological process: DNA repair; telomere maintenance.
ACUCCAGUGUACGUUUAAAUGCAUGGCAACAGCAAACAUCACGCGUGCCAUGUUGAGCGACAAGGAAUUCUUGGAAAAAUGUAUCGAUCGGAACUUGUCGUUUCUAAAGUCCAUACCGAACUCGGUUCAGUACUGGCAGCAGCGCAAACGCGAUCUGUUUGCAAUGAUUCGGCAGCUGGGGAAACCAACAAUGUUUCUCACCUUGAGCGCCAGUGAAACCAAAUGGACUCAUUUGCUUCAAACGCUGCAAAGGCUGUCAGACGGGCGCAGCAACAACGAAUUACAAGACGUUAUGCAGCAACUAACGGCACUACAGCGAGCAACGCUAGUGAAUCAGGAUCCGGUGACAUGCUGCAUUUAUUUCAACAAGCUUGUUGACAUAAUCAUGCAGCUGUUGCAAUCGCCGAGAUAUAGUCCGUUCGGGCAGUAUCGCGUGGUGGACUACUUCAAGCGCAUCGAGUUCCAACAUCGCGGUAGUCCUCAUGCCCACAUACUUAUAUGGCUAGCUGGUGAUCCGUGUGAGGUGGUCUCGGAGAGCAUGCCCGCCACAGUAAAUCUCAUCGACAACCUAUGCUCCGUUCGCGCUACUGAUUUGUCUGAGAACUACAGCAACCAGGUGCACAAGCAUACCUUCACCUGCUUCAAACGGAAUGAGAAGCGAUGCCGUUUCAAUAUUCCAUACUGGCCAAUGGAUCAGACGCGGGUAUUGUUGCCGAUACCCGCUGACGAUGGUCGCCGCGAGCAGCUGAAACGAUGUUCUGCCAAGAUAAAAGAAGUUCUGGAGACUAAAGUGUUCGAGACGUUCGAGCACUUUCUCGACGACUGCAACUGCACAUACGACUACUAUCUAGAUGUUAUCCGCGCCUCAAUAAAUCGUCCAACUAUCAUGCUCAAACGGUCGAUGACAGAGUUAUGGACAAACCCGUUCAACCCGUGGAUUGCCAACGUCCUUCGAUCAAACAUGGACCUCCAGUUCAUCCCGGAAGCAUUCUCGUGUGCUGCGUAUGUCGUUGAAUAUGUCAACAAGACAAAUAGAGGCAUAAGCAGCCUACACCGUGACCUCGUUAAACUGCAGGAAGAGUAUCCGGAUCAAGAUUAUACGGCACUGCUGAAGAAGGUGAGCAUUAAGAUGCUAAACUCCGUGGAGAUGUCUGCGCAAGAGGCCGCCUGGUAUUUACUUCGCCAGCCGAUGUCGGAAGCUAGUCGAAAGGUGGACUUUCUUCCGACAAUGUGGCCACACGAACGUAUAAAAUCUCGGAAACGUUCUCAGCAGAUGGAUGAGGAGGGCAUCGAAGACGAGUCAACCGAUGUGUGGACACUGAACAUUAUUCAAAAGUACGAAGUUCGUGUAGGGCUGGAUGAUGUAUGCUUAGCAGAUUUCGCGGCUCACUAUACGAAGGAGAGAAGGGCCAACACGUACAAGCUCCGCGCCAGACCUCGCGUUUUGCGGUGGUGUGCUUACAGCAUGAACGAAUUGGUGGAGUACAAGCGUGAGAUGGUUCUUCUGUUCUUGCCAUUCAGAAAUGAGUUGUGUGAUGUUCUUGAUGAAAACAAGUUCCUUGAGUUGUAUGACCAUAAUGAGGCUGACAUCCUGAGGAAGUGCAAGGAAUAUUCCACUGACCUGGACCUGGAACAUACAGUACAGGAGUAUCUCCGCAUGUGCGCUGAGGAUGAGGCCAACGAACAGCAGAAUGUGGCCAGCGAUAAACACGAUGAAUUUGUUCGAACGAUUGCCAUGGAUCCGAAUAACGACGACAUCACACAUCUGCCCAUCGGUACUUUGUCAUCAGUUAUCAAACAACGUACGAAUGUAAUGUCGAAGCAAGAUUUUUGUGCCAUGGUACGAGCUACCAAUGCGGAGCAGCGAGAUUUGGUCUUGCAAGUGAUUGACGGACUACACAAUUUCAACGACAAUAAUAAACCGCUCCAGAUCUUCUUCACGGGCCCUGCAGGUUGUGGUAAGACGUUCACGCUGCGCAUCUUGAUGGAGACGUUCAACCGCUUUGGUCAGGCGCAAAACUCACAGAAUAACGCCUAUGUUGCAUGUGCUUCGACGGGAAAAGCAGCGGUUGCUAUAAAUGGGACGACAGUUCAUUCAGCGUUCCGCAUCACCAUGGCACGUAGAAACAACGCUAGUCUCAGCUUCGAAUCCCUGCAACUGUACCGUAACGCAUUCGCCAAUAUCAAGGCAAUAAUAGUAGAUGAAGUAAGCAUGGUUGGUGCGGACGUGCUAAACACCAUUCACGCUCGUCUUCAGAGUAUCACCGGAAAUUAUGACGAUCCUUUCGGGGGAAUGAACAUCAUUUUCUGUGGGGACUUGCGUCAGCUACCACCUGUGAAUGCACGGCCCGUUUAUAAGCCAUGCGCAAAUUCUAUGCACGGUGCCGUUCUGUGGCAGUCUCUAGAUUUCUUCCCGUUGGUUAGAGUUAUGCGACAGACCGAUAUAGAAUUUUCUACCGUACUCACAAAGAUUGGCAACGGCGAACAACUCACCGUAGAAGAAACCGGACUGAUUGAGAGCCGAUUCCGCACUACCGAAUGGUGUAAACAAAACGUGCCGAGCGCAGUACGACUCUUCCACCGAAAUGUUGACGUUGAACGGUACAAUUGCGAAGCAUUAACAGAUCUUGAUGGGCUGGAUUGUACAGCUGAGGAUGCAUUCGUAGGGUACAGCAAUGUCGAGCAGCUGGCCAGCUCUCGCAUAAAGCUGUACAAGAUGAGUGUGGUCGAGACCGGUUGCUUGCCUUACAUGGUACGCCUCGUAGUGGGAAUGCCGUACAUGGUCACCACGAACGUCGACGUUGAAGAUGGUAUAGUCAAUGGAGCGAUUGGUGAACUGCAAUACGUAGAGCAUAACGAAGAUGAUCCUCAACAGAGUAUUAUCAAACUGUGGCUCAAAUUCGACAGCGUGGCAAUUGGUGCGGCUUUGAGAAUUAAAUCACGACCGACGGUAUACUCGAAACCCGGAAUAUUGCGACCUGAUUGGACCCCCAUCUCCAGGCGAUCGGCCAACAUCAAGCUCAGUGGUAGCAUCAAGUGCAAGCGUAUCCAGUUUCCAGUAGUCAGUGCAAGCGCGCUCACCGUUCAUAAGUCGCAAGGAGGCACAUUCAAUGAAAUAGUUUACGGUUAUGACAAGAGCCAAGAUCAGCAGCUGGUGUAUGUUGGUCUAUCCCGAGUUAAGUCUCUCGAAGGUCUCUAUUUGACAAACUCCGCCAAUGUAUGCAAGUUCCAUCAUGCCAAAGGCAGCAAGGCCCCAAAAAUGGUAGAGUUGCGUAGCGAAACGCAACGUUUAGUGAACCACCGAUUGCAGACACUUGGCGACGAGAUCAUGGGUGCAAUAGAGGCUUGUGGAAAUGCCUGUACGCUAAUGAGUGUAAAUGUCCAAAGCCUCCAAGCGCACUCCUUGGACAUUGCUACCGACCGCAUACUUACUAGCGUAGAACUACUGGCCUUGAGCGAAACAUGGCAGGACAAUGAAUCGCUUAUUGAAAUUGACGGCUUCAACUGUAUCGUUCAGUUUAAGCGACCGAAUAUGCGAGCAGGAGGUGUAGCCAUCUACGAAAAAAUCACCGCAUCUACCAUGGCCAGUUCUCACGCGAUCGAGAGGCUUAGUGAGCAGUACGACGAGCAACUCCGAGUGGCUGAUAGCUACGGCGAUAUCUGUGCUGCUGAAAUUGUUAUAAUGGGCACUCCAACAUUGCUGGUAUCGGUGUACAUUAUGCCAAGUAAAGGUUUCAUUAGGGGAAACGCAACUAUUUGUCAAAUAAACUAUAUAUUUUCAACAGGCACUACGAUGAAACAGAAGGAGUAUUUCAUUGCACGUACCUUGAUGACAUACGCCAGAUGUACCAUGCCUAUGAUUGUUACCGGAGAUUUCAACAUCGAUGUGUCCAAGUCAGAGAACUCCGGUUUCAUUGAGUUCAUGAAGAGGCACCUUCGAUUGACUCUUGCCACUGAUCCCACGCAAGCGACCACUCUUGGUGGUUCGUGUCUUGACUUGAUGUUCAUCCGGAACAUUCGUGCGGAAUGCAAGAGAUACUGUUCUUAUUUCACAUACCACAGACCGAUACUGUCAAUACUGAAGAUUUGAACACAGUGCGUUUUACAAAACCAAACUCCACCAAUAUUAAUUAGACUACUCUUCUAGGACAGGACUUCAUCCAACCGAUGAUUAGAAGAUCAUCGUGUGACUUCAAUCAACAAAUGACGAACUAUUAGGCCCAAGCACAUCCUAGAAGGGACGAAUAUCAACAUCACCCAACGGUUCUUUCGGAACCACAACAUCAAACGGCCCUUUUAAGGGCCACAAAUAAAAUUAAAAGAGUUGAUUUUAAAACUUAAUUGCAUAUAAUGGAAAUUCAAAUAGUUACCAGUGUCUACAUCAAAAUAUGUAACGGCUUGUUUAGGACCAUACAUUUGAACUUUCAUAAUUUAUUACAUUCCAGGAAAAAUACUUGAACCAACAUUGAACACUAACAAAAUUUCAAAUAUUGUUUUUAUGUGUCCCACACAUGAGUUGUUGCAACGUGAUCAACAAAUCAAUAUCUAUGUGUCGGCCACAUACUUAAUAUAUGUACAUAUAAAAACCAUGCGUGACCACACAUACUAUUCAUUUGCGUGUA